AUGUCCAGAACAACGAUCCAGAUGGCAACAAAAACGACGAUGAAGCUUGGUAAGUCACUAGCUCUUGUAUCUUCAGUCAGAAUACGUUCAAGCCACAAUCGCUUGCUCACAGUUGAUGACGCGGACAAUGACAGUGAAGCCGACGACGUGGACGAGGAUGGAGAAUCCAAUGACGGGGAUUUUGGAGGAGAUGAUGACGAGGGCGGCCUUGAGGGCGACGAGGGUGGAGAUGUUGGUGGAGGGGACUUUUGA
Punctularia strigosozonata HHB-11173 SS5 is the source of this 252-nucleotide messenger RNA. RefSeq lists its product as uncharacterized. NCBI's taxonomy places the organism in Eukaryota, Fungi, Basidiomycota, Agaricomycetes, Corticiales, Punctulariaceae. The transcript is spliced from 3 exons. Bases 1 to 252 code for a protein of 83 amino acids. The record is from RefSeq and is a predicted model, not a curated record.